Molecule: messenger RNA, 1404 nt
Organism: Bipolaris sorokiniana ND90Pr
Lineage: Eukaryota; Fungi; Ascomycota; Dothideomycetes; Pleosporales; Pleosporaceae
Exons: 3
Coding region: 1-1404 (467 amino acids)
Biological process (GO): telomere maintenance; reciprocal meiotic recombination; double-strand break repair via homologous recombination
Cellular component (GO): centrosome; Rad51B-Rad51C-Rad51D-XRCC2 complex; replication fork
Molecular function (GO): single-stranded DNA binding; four-way junction DNA binding; ATP-dependent activity, acting on DNA
Source: RefSeq, a predicted model, not a curated record
AUGGAAAGCCUAUCUCAUACCUUUGCAACUAAAGGGGACGAGACCGUGGGACCAGCAGAGCCAAUUCUCGCAUCUUCCCUAAUCGAUGACGACGAGCUGGACGACUUGAUCGACCGCGUGUACAACUCGGGUAUCACAGAGCACAAGCACAAAAAAGAGCGCAUAGGAACUGGAGUCAAGAGCUUGGAUGCAGCACUAUUCGGCGGACUGGAAAGUGGAAGGGUAAUCGAAAUUGGUGGUGAAGCAAGUGCAGGCGUCAGAGAGGUUUACACAACUUUGCUUGUUAGUUGUCUUUUGAUAAAUCGACAUUCUACGGCGGCGGUGGUGGAUACGACAGGCAAUUUUGAUGUCUUGAGGUUGUUCACGCUGAUUAUUGCGCGGUUACUAUCGUGUCAACAAUCUCAGGAUCUACUAGCGCCCCUUCGCGAAUCUGUGGGUUUGGGAUCAGAUUCUCGAGCAGAAGAUGUAGCGGCAAAGGUGCUGGAUCGGGUUAAAAUCAUGAGAGUGUUUGAUUUCGAGGGUGUGAGGGAGGCAGUGGGGGAGAUUCGAGAUGAGCUCGAGGGAAGAGGGGGAGGUGGAAAAGAUACGGAAGAGAAAGAGGAGGCGUUGGCAAAGGAGCAGGUACGGGUGGGUGAAGCGAAAGAAACUUCUAAGAGGACAUUUGUUCCGGAUAGCGAGGGCGAGGAUGAGGACGAGGAAGAGGAAAUGCUGUUUGAAUCCGAGGCCAAGCCCAAUUUGGCACCACGAGUGCAAGACACGGCCGCGAUAUCGGCCGCGAUAUCAGCCCCGGAACCGGAAAAAUCAGGACAUGCAGACACGGCAGAGCAAGCUGCAGAAAUAACCCCCAAGAAGAGUACACCGAGCACUCUGAAAUUUAUCCUAAUCGAUAAUCUCGCCCACGUCUUUGGCCCCGUAUCAAAGAACGACAUGAACAAAGCAACAUCCUUCACAUCCACCCUCCUCUCAACCCUCGCUCACUUAACCCACUCACUCUCUCUCUACACCCUCCUCGUAAUCCCCACCACGCCUCCCCCCACCACUCGGGCUGCAUCUCCCAAACGCGGGGUCCCCGAGCACCGAGCACACGCAGCGAGCUACGGGGGUCCAGAUCAAGCGGAGCCAGUACCCCAGCCUUCUAUUUUCUCGAGUAAUAAAAUAGGACCAGGUGUACCGGGGCUUAGUGGACUGAUGGGACUGUACAGUGACAUACGGGUACUAAUCAGUCGGAUGCCUCGUCGGAAAGUCGAUGCAAGGAUUUAUUACGAUGAGAAGAUGGACAUGGCGCGGAAGAGAAGGGUGGAGAUGGUCGGGGUGUUGGAGGUGGUGGGGGACAGAUGGGGAGGGAGAAUGGGAGGUUGGGGGGUAUUCGCAGAGGGACAACAUGGGAUUGUAGAUGUAAAAUAA